AUGAUGUUUACGGAUGAAAAAAUUUUUAAUCGAAAUGGCUAUUUAAAAUCAAAAAAUGAUGUUAUAUGGGCGAACAGUAAAUCAGAAGCAGAUGUGGACAAUGGAAUUUAUGCAAAAGAAAAAUUUCCUGUUUUAUUUAUGGUUGCAAGGGGUGCUACAUGGAAUGGAUUGACGACUCCUUACUUUUUUGAAACGGAUGAACAUUUAAAUGGUGAAAUGUAUAGUAGAAAAUUACUAUCAUUUUACAAGGUCGAAGGUGAUCGAUUAUUUGGAGAUCAAAAUUGGUGUCUGCAACAAGAUGGAGCAAUAUCUCAUACUAAUCGAUGGCCUCCAAACUCACCAGAAUUAAAUCCAUUAGAUUAUUCCAUCUGGGACAGUAUUAAUAAGAACAUUGAUUAUGAAAAAGUUCAAACGAAAGAUGAUUUAGAAAAAGAAAUUAUGAAAUCUUGGAAAAGCAUUGACAUGGAUUAUGUACGACAGGUUAUUGGUGCAUUUCUUCGAAGAGUUUAUUCGGUUGCAAAACAUAACGAUGGGCUGAUUAUCGAUGAACAGUCUCGAUACUUAUGA
Messenger RNA from Rotaria sp. Silwood1, 567 nucleotides. Lineage: Eukaryota; Metazoa; Rotifera; Eurotatoria; Philodinida; Philodinidae. The record is from the annotation of a GenBank genome assembly.